AGUAAGUUAAACGCGAUUUCCGCAAGGGUCUGAUUUUUCUAAGGGGGGAGCAUGAUUUGGUGAUAUUAACCCCUUUAGAAAAUUUAACAUGGCAUUUCGAGGAUAACGCAGGUAGCUGAACUUUCCUUCGUACUAAAAUUGUAAAGAAAUGAGCGCGAAAGAAAGAAACGGGGACUGCGAGUGAGCGAGGUACAAGAUCGGAGUUGGAAAGGAAUGGAGUCUUUGAGAUCUCACACUACAGACAUAUUGAUGGAAUUAAAGGAAGAUGAGCUUAAACGCUUUUGGAAGAAGCUGGAUUCAAUUGAACCAAAGCACCAUUGUAAGCAUAUCCCAUUAGGCAAACUGGAACAAGCUGAUAACUCUGUUAACACAGCUGGUGAACUUGCCCAUCUUAUGAUUGGCUACUAUGAAGAAAAAGCUAUCGAUGUUUUAUUAGAUACUUUGGACGAAAUUGGAAGAAAGGACUUGAAGAGGAAAGUUAAAAAUUUUAUGUUUUGUGAAGGUGGAUGCAAGGAGCAUUCAAAAAGAAGGAAAAUUGAUUACAAUAGUCAAUACAGAGAUGAAAUAAAAUACAAGCUGGAAAAAAUAAGAGAAUACAAUAGUCUUCCAGGAGAAAGAGUGGACUUCAAUGCUAGAUACACCAAGCUUACUCUUAUAAAGAAGCAUCAACAGCGACAUGGCAAGGAGAAGGAAUUGAAAGAAAAGGGUAAAAAACACACAAGUCUAAUGGAAAAGCAUAGAAAUAUGAGCAUUGAUGUUGAGAAUCUCUUUUCAGUUGUUGAUGAAAAAGAAGAAGGGAAAAAAGAGCCAAAAACUGUGGUCAUCCAGGGUCCAGCAGGAAUUGGAAAGUCCUUCACUGUACAAAAAAUCAUGCUUGACUGGGCCUGUGGUAAACUAUUCCAUGAACAAUUUCAGUAUGUAUUUCACCUACGAUGCAGAGAACUGAAAAGUAAUAAAAAUGACAGUCUGGAUGACCUGAUUCUCACAUGUUCUGACAGUUUAAAACCUGUCUUACAAGAGAUAAUGUCUGAGCCUGAACACCUCCUGUUCAUUUUUGAUGGGUUUGAUGAACUUAACCUUCCUUCUGGCAAAGCUGAUGAUAGAAAUCAAGAAGAGAUGGCUUCAAGUACAGUGAUAAAAUUGUUGAACAGGAACAUCAUGUCGCAGGCAUCACUGCUAAUUACCACACGACCCACUGCUUUACAAGCGCUUGAUGAAAUAGUAAAAAUUGACCGUUAUUCAGAAAUUGUUGGUUUUUUAGAAGAUGAAAUCAGGGAGUAUUUUAUAAAAAGUUUUCAAGACCAAGACAAGGCACUUAGUGCAUUUAACAUCAUUAAAGGUAAUAAUGUCGUACUUUCAGUGUGCUUUGUUCCUCUUGUCUGUUGGAUCGUUUGUUCAGUCAUGAAAAAGGGCACUGAGUGCGGUGGUGACCUUAUGAAAAAUAUGAAGACAGAUUCUCAAGUUUUAUUACAUUUUAUAAAUAAGUUACUGGAGCAUCAUUGCAGCACAUCUGAAAAGACAGCAUUUAUUGAAAAGGUCUCCAGAUUAGCCUUUGCUGGAAUUAAAGAAGGGAAGCUUGUCUUCACGGACAAAGACUUGAGUAGGUUUUCAAUUAAGUCCUCUGGCAGUGAGUCAACAUUUUUCAGUAAGUUGUUUUACAAGACAGAUAUUGAUGCCAAAGCUGUUUACCAUUUUCUGCAUUUAAGUGUUCAGGAGCUGUUUGCUGCAAUGUAUUUUGCUUUCCACUCAUCAAGUGGGGAAAUUGAUGAACUAUUAAAUGACUGUUUGGAUACUAAUAAUGGUAAUCUCAUCCAUGUGGUGCGCUUUGUCUUUGGUCUCACUAAUGUGAAAUCAAAGGAAAUAUUUGAAGAGUUUCAAAUAUGGUCAUCUGCUGAACUGAAAACAUGUCUGCAAUCCUGGAUACCAAAAGCAGUAGAGUGCUACAGAGACAAAAGCCCCUUCCUCCUCCAACUUUUAUAUUGUUUAUAUGAGAUGCAGGACCCAUACCUGGCUGCUCAUGCAAUGACAAUACUUUCUCAGAUUACACUACGAGAAUGUCCACUAAGUAGCAUUGACUGUGCUGUUAUUAAAUAUUGUAUUGAACAAAGUACUGUAGUAAAAGGGAUUGAUGUGUACAACUGCCACUUGACUGAGGAUGAAGUGAAAAUGUUAUGGGAUAUUCUUCCUAAAUGUCAGUCUGUAAGGCUGAAUGCGGACAAAAUUACUGAAAGCACGUUGAAAUUAAUUUGUGGAACACUUAACUCUCAAACAUACCAAUGGAUAAAGCUAAGUGUUGAAAAAAGUGAAAAUGUGUUCAAUCUAUCUUUUGAAGCAGGGAGCCACGAGAAUGAUUCAAGUAUUUCACUGUCUUGUAUCUGUGAGUCACUUGUGGAGCAGUUUUUGAAGAACACAAUUACAAAAUAUAAACCAACAUCCAUCAGUAUUUCUGGUGAGCUUGGUGAGAGGACAAUAACAUAUUUGAGGAAAAAGCUGAAAAAUGAAAAUUUAAUGCUGAAAUCCCUAAGUAUUGAGGCUACAUUUCUAAAUGACCAGUUAAAUGCAGUUAUCUGCAGCCUAAUAUCAUUGGACAGCAAAGCAACAUGUGUUUCAUGGCGAUUAUGGCACGCUGGUGAAAACAGGAUUACCUUGCAACAUGAAGCCGGUACCUACUUUACUGAAAGAAACUAUUGGCUUAAUGGAUUUGAGGAAGAUUAUGAAGAAAAUGAAAAACUAAAAAGAUAUGAAGAAAAACUUUUACAAGAAGAAAAGUGUUUGCACAGGCUUUCAGUCUCUCACAUUGAUGAAUCAACUCUGAUGUGCAUAUGUGAAUUAAUAAUCCCCAAAUGUAAACCUAUUGACAUUGAAGUAUCUGGUCCAAUGGGUGAAGAAUCACUCAGGCUCAUUCUUGAAAUGUUGAUAGCUGAGGAUUACAAACCUAUGGAUCUCAGACUCCAUGCUCAAGACGAAAAGGAUGUUGAAUUUCAUAUUGACUAUACCAUCAUGUUUGCAAUAACCAAAAUGGAAAGUGGAAGCUGGGAUUUAGUUCAGCAUGAUGAAAUCAACUAUAAACCAGAAGAUCGUCCAUACCAUUCAGAGUUCAGCAUAUACAGCAGUAUUUUCAAUGACACAAGCUUGAUUCACAGUAUCCAGAUACUAGUUCAGAAAUAUAAACCUUGUAUCAUUGACCUGAAAGGUGAACUGGGUGAAAAGACAACCAGAUGCAUAAGUGAUAUCUUAAAAAAUAAAGAAUAUAUUCCCAAACAAGUGAGAAUAUCUAGUAAAAAUAUGACUGAAGCUACAGCAUUAGAACUGUGCAGCAUUUUGUCUGAGGAGCACAAAAUGAAAAAAAUCAACUGGCUAGUGGCUAAAGAAUUUUUUUUUAAUGAUACGUUUGAUACACCAACAGUGGAAUAUUUGAUUAAUCAGUUUCAUACAAGGUUCUCUGUUCAUCAUUUUUCUGAAUGUAACAUGAUAAACGUAUGCAAAAUGAUUAUUCCCAAGUUUAACCUUACAUAUAUUUCUCUGUCUGGAGAUUUUGGUGAAAAAGUAGUAAAAUCUAUUACUGAUAUAUUACAACAUUCAAACUACACCCCCAGAUCUGUAAGCUUGUGCAUGAAUGGCGAAAAUGAAGCUUCACCAGAAACUAUUUUCCAUGUUCUCCCUGUAGACAACCCAAUAAGCAGGGACCUAAGUUUAAGUGGUGAAAAUUGCUCUGAUGUGGAGGUUAUAACUGACAGGACUGAAUCAAGGUUCUCUGUUUAUCAUAUUUCUGAUUGUAACAUGAUAAACGAACACAAAAUGAUUAUUCCCAAGCCUACAUAUAUUUCUCUGUCUGCAGAUUUUGGUGAAAAAGCAGUAAAAUCUAUUACUGAUAUAUUACAACAUUCAAACUACACCCCCAGAUCUGCAAGCUUGUGCAUGAAUGGCGAAAAUGAAGCUUCACCAGUAUCUUUUUUCAGUGUUCUCCCUGUACACAACCCAAUAAGCUUGGACCUAAGUUUAAGUGUUGAAAAUUGCUCUGAUGUGGAAGUUAUAACUGACAGGACUGAAUCAAGGUUGUUAAUCCAUAAUGUUUCUGAAUCCAAAACAUUGACUAUCUGCAGAAUAAUAAUUCCAAAGUGUAAUCCAGCAGUAAUCAGUCUGUCUGGAGAUAUUAACAAAGAAGCAAUAAAUUCUAUUACUGAAAUAAUAAAGGAUGCAAACUACUCUCCUAAAGUACUAAGCAUAUACAGUGGACAUUUGAAUGACACAGCAGUGGAACAUAUCUGCAGCACCCUGUUUGCAGGAAAACAAACAAAUGUAACCUUAAGUUUAUUUCAGAGUGGUGAAAAUAGCAUAACAUAUGAAGUAGAGUUUGAAUCUUCAGAUGAAAUUGAUGGUUUACAACUAAGGUUUUCAAUCGAUUACUCUAAUGUGAUAUGUAACUACCAGCAAAUAAUCUCAAAGUAUAAACCCAAAAACAUCAGUCUGUCAGGUGAUUUUGAUCAAGUGACCGUAGAGAGCAUCAUUAAAAUUCCAGAAGAUUACGGUUACACUCCUGCCUGUCUAAGAUUAGAGAGUGAUGUCCUGAGUGUAAGCAUAGCUGUGGAUAUCUGUGACAUUCUGACUUCACACAUCACACUGAAAAAUGUAAAUUUGGAAUUGUCUUUUUUUGACAUGGAGAUAAAUAGCACGUUAAAAUAUGAAGCUGGAACCUCAAAAUCUAGUCUGUUGUUGUCCGGUGUCUUUGAAGACACUGCAAUGGAAAUCUUCAUGAUGGUAAUCUCUAAAAAUAAACCUGAAGACAUCAACCUGUCUGGUCAGUUUAGUGAAGAGACAGUCACAUUCUUCAUUGAAACACUAAAAAAUGAAGACUACAUACCUAAUAGCAUAAGGAUAAAUAGUGGCAGCAUGAGUAAUUUGUCCACAGAAAAUAUUUGCAGUCUUCUUCUGGCAGAAAACAAAUUCGAAAGUAUGAACUGGGAAAUAUCUAAUCAUGAUGUUGAUGAUUUAUUUGAUUUGUCAGGAAUUACAUUUGAUUAUGAAGCUGAAGGAUCAAAAUUGAGAUUUUCAAUCUGCAGCACAAUUGAGUCUGAAGUGAUGGAAUUCUGCAAACAAAUACUUCCAAAAUAUAAACCCACAGAAAUAGACCUAUCUGAUUCAGUUGGUGAAAAAAUGUUCAAUGUAAUCUAUGAAAUUCUGAAAGCUGCGAAUUAUGCUCCUAGCCACCUAAGGAUGGGCAGUUUUAUCCUAAAUGGCACAUCAAUGUUAAAUAUCUGCACCCUUUUGGCUUCAGACUGUCAAAUGAAAAACAUGAGCUGGGAACUAGCAGAACUUGAAGUUUCUGAUUAUGUGGUUGAUCAUUUAGACAAAAGCUGGAUAUCUCUGAAGUAUGGAGCUGGCAGCUCUGAAGCAAGUUUUUCACUGUCAGGUGUUAAUGAAUGUAGCACAAUAGAAAUUUUAAAAAUUGUCAUCUCAGCUUAUAAACCUGUAAAAAUCAAAUUAUAUCGACCACUUGGGGAAGAGACAAUAAAAGCAAUUAUUGGAUUAUUGAGCAAUGAAGAAUAUACCCCCAAAUUUCUAAGAAUUACAAGUAAGCAUUUGACAAGCGCAUCAGCUGAGAAUAUCAACUCCAUUCUGUCUUCAUAUAGUAAAAUGAAAAUUGUAAGAAAGCCUGAGCCCGAUUGUUUAAACACAAAUGAAUCCUAAACAGAAGACAUCACUUCCUCUUCAAACCAUUCCCUCCGUCAGCACAGAAAUUAAGGAUUUACCCUGCAAACUUGAUAUAAUGAAGUAAUUUUUGGAACUGCAUUAUUCUUUUACCUACCGUAUUCCAACAUGACACAAGUAACAUUUGUUAUGUUCAACUUUAAAGUUUGGAAAAUGAAACAGACCAAUUUGCCUGCUGGGGUAUUGUGACCACUGUAAGUGAAUGCAGAACUAAAGUGAUGAAUAUAUGCUUAGAAUCUGUAAAAUAGGAUCUGUACAAUUUUUUUUUCAAAACCUGGCAGGAUUUAAUCAAUAUUAUUUUAGAAUAAGAGAAAUAACUAUUACUGCAUUUAAUCCCCUUCUCCAUCUCUUAUUUACAUAUAUAUUUAUUUCUCCCUUUCUUUUGUUUAUUGUUGUCUUAUUAAAAAGCCCUAAGCAAUUCUUCUUCGGCUAAGCUCUCCUUCUCAGGGGUGGG
Erpetoichthys calabaricus (reedfish) is the source of this 6163-nucleotide messenger RNA. RefSeq lists its product as uncharacterized. The transcript is spliced from 28 exons. The record is from RefSeq and is a predicted model, not a curated record. Bases 214 to 5688 code for a protein of 1824 amino acids. Lineage: Eukaryota; Metazoa; Chordata; Cladistia; Polypteriformes; Polypteridae. Gene Ontology annotation, cellular component: cytoplasm.